Molecule: messenger RNA, 1540 nt
Organism: Mugil cephalus (flathead mullet)
Lineage: Eukaryota; Metazoa; Chordata; Actinopteri; Mugiliformes; Mugilidae
Gene: galt
Product: galactose-1-phosphate uridylyltransferase
Exons: 11
Coding region: 108-1202 (364 amino acids)
Biological process (GO): beta-D-galactose catabolic process via UDP-galactose, Leloir pathway
Cellular component (GO): cytoplasm
Molecular function (GO): zinc ion binding; UDP-glucose:hexose-1-phosphate uridylyltransferase activity
Source: RefSeq, a predicted model, not a curated record
AAGAGUGCUGUAAACAUUGUCGAAAACAGUCGCUUAAAGUCCAGAGACGUCAAGUGGUCAGUGCCAGAGCCAGGGAAAGUUGACAUUCUCAAACAGCAUUUGUCGAGAUGAGCGGGGAACAAUAUGUCACUUUUGAUCCCAGUGAGCACCAGCACCUGCGUUACAACCCUCUGCGGGACAGCUGGGUCCUGGUGUCAGCCCACCGUAUGAAGAGACCCUGGGCUGGUCAGGUGGAAAAAAACCCUGAGGAGCACAUACCCAGAUAUGACCCCCGCAACCCACUCUGUCCUGGAAACACCCGUGCAAAUGGAGAGCUAAAUCCAAAAUAUGACAGCACCUUUGUCUUUGAAAAUGACUUCCCUGCACUCCAGCCCGAUUCCCCAGAUCCUGGUUCAGAUCAGCAUCCAUUGUUCCAGUCCAAAGUUGCCAGGGGCGUCUGUAAGGUCAUGUGUUUCCAUCCCUGGUCCGACAUCACUCUGCCUCUCAUGAAAAAACAAGAGGUUGUCAAGGUGAUUGACAAGUGGUCAGAGCUAGUUGAAGAACUAGGCACUACGUACCCAUGGGUGCAGAUCUUUGAGAAUAAGGGGGCUGUGAUGGGUUGCUCAAAUCCACAUCCUCACUGCCAGGUGUGGGCCAGCAGCUUCCUGCCCAAUGAACCGGCUUUGUCAGACCGCUGUCAGAGAGCCUACUACCAGAAACACGGGGAGCCGAUGCUGCUGCAGUACGCCAGACAAGAAGCAGAGAAAAAGGAGCGUGUGGUGGUGGAGAGUCCUGACUGGCUGGCAGUGGUUCCAUACUGGGCCACGUGGCCCUACCAGACGCUGCUGUUACCACGACGACAUGUCCUCAGAAUCAACGACCUGACACCAGAGGAGAGGGAGGGUCUGGCCAUCAUAAUGAAGCGACUGCUGACCAAAUAUGACAAUCUGUUUGAAGUCUCUUUUCCCUACUCCAUGGGCUGGCACGGGGCCCCGACUGGCUGCUACUUAAAAGAAGACAACUCUCACUGGCAGCUGCAUGCUCACUACUACCCUCCUCUGUUGCGAUCAGCUACGGUCAAGAAGUUUAUGGUGGGGUACGAGAUGCUCGCCCAGGAGCAAAGGGACCUCACGCCUGAACAGGCUGCCGAGAAGCUGAGAAACCUCCCAGAGGAGCACUAUAAAAGCAAAGAGAACCAGGAAACUGAAGGAGGAGGAAAAUAAAAGUGAAAGUGCUUUUCUUUGUGUUUAAAAAGUAGUGUAAAAAAAACACGUUAAAGUGCCUUCGCUGACGCAGGGUUUCUGAGAGCUUUCUGUCAUCAGCAUGCGCCAGAUAUUGGCAAUACAUUUGUGUGUACGAAAAGCUGGCACUGGGCUACUUGUUAAUAUGGACUUAACAAUCUGAUUAAACCUCUCAUCAAGUCUUAAAGGAGAUAAUGAGAGGACAUUCGUCUUUUCUUCCCCUCGGUCCCAUCUGUUAAAUUUAUCCCAACUUUGUCGGUGAAAUUCAACACAAACAAACUUUUUGUUUUUGUGAUUCAAAUAAAAUAUUUUGUUCCUUG